This is a messenger RNA of Castor canadensis (American beaver), 747 nucleotides long. It is a transcript of the gene Sftpc, whose product is annotated as surfactant protein C. Lineage: Eukaryota; Metazoa; Chordata; Mammalia; Rodentia; Castoridae. Gene Ontology annotation, biological process: respiratory gaseous exchange by respiratory system. The record is from RefSeq and is a predicted model, not a curated record. Gene Ontology annotation, cellular component: extracellular region; alveolar lamellar body.
UCUGGAGGACCAGGAACAAAUAAGCUUCAAAGCUAAGAGCUUGAUUGGCAGACAGAUGACCCCAUCCUUCACCUCUGUCCCCUCUCCCUGCUGAUACAUAUAAGACCCUGGCCACACUUGAGGGAUGAGGAGAGGAGAGAGCACAGAAAGAUGGAUGUGGGCAGCAAAGAGGUCUUGAUGGAGAGCCCUCCAGAUUACUCGGCAGGCUCCCGGGGCCGGUUUGGCAUCCCCUGUUGCCCAGUGCACCUCAAACGCCUUCUCAUCGUGGUUGUGGUGGUGGUCCUUAUCGUCGUGGUGAUUGUAGGGGCUCUGCUCAUGGGUCUUCAUAUGAGCCAGAAACAUACGGAGAUGGUCCUCGAGAUGAGCAUUGGAGCACCAGAAGCCCAGAAACGCCUGGCCCUGAGUGAGCACAUGGAUACCACUGCCACCUUCCCCAUUGGCAACACUGGCAUCACUGUGUGCGAUUACCAGCGGCUCCUGAUUGCCUACAAGCCAGCCCCAGGAACCUGCUGUUACAUCAUGAAGAUGGCUCCAGAGAGCAUCCCCGGUCUUGAGGCUCUCACUAGAAAAUUCCAGAACUUGCAGGCCAAACCUGAAGCACUGACCUCUAAAAUGGGCCAGGAGGAGGGGCAUGAUUCAGGCUCUGCACCCUUGGGAGGAGACCAGGCCUUCCUGGGACUGGCCAUAGGCACCCUGUGUGGAGAGCUGCCUCUCUACUACAUCUAGGACUCCUCAGGUGAGCAGGGU